ACCCAGGUCAGCCAUAGUCCGGGUCACGUGCCACACCCCAGGGCCGCAAUUUUCCCUCCCGAGCAUCUCGCAAGGCCUCCUGGUGAUUCGGCGGAACAGUCGGCCAUUGCUGGUACCCGCAGCAUCCAAAAUGCAGAAGGUCAUUCGAAGGACGGCCCUGGCCCGGAACCAGGCUCAGCGGAAAGCCAUUCGAGCAGCCAAAGUUGCUGAGCGUGAUGAUCUCAACGACUCUCUGAGGCAGCGGUUUUCCUACAACCGCCUGGAGCUCGAUAACAUCCGUGCGGAGAAGCAACGACGCCGUGAAGACUGGAUGCGCGGCCCUCUGGCGCCUCAGCGUGAUGCCGGCCUUGAAGGACAGACCUACGGUGCACUGAGCCCGCAAGCAAUGAACCCUCCCUCUAUCCCAAAGCAUCUGCGGAGAGAGUACAUCAACAUCGCCGCGGGCGAUCGGGUGUGCAUCAUGAAGGGUAGAGACAAGGGCAAAAUCAACGAGGUAGCUCGGGUGGAUGAUGCCAAUGAGACUGUCAUAGUCAAAGAUCUCAACAUGGCCGAUGUGCACUUCCCCGACUGGUUGAACGAACAAUACGGCACCAAAAACCCCUUCCAGUCGACGAGCCUUCCCGUUCCCAUUGACGAUGUCCGCCUCGUUGUUGCCCUCGACGACCCGGUCACCGGCCAGACGCGUGACGUGCUGGUGGAACAUGUUCGCGGAGGAGAGCCCUUCCUCGAUCGAGAAUACGGCUCCUCGACUCCCCGACACACGAGAUAUAUCGCUGGCGAAGAGAUCGAAAUCCCUUGGCCCAAGACGGAGCCUCCGGAGUUGAAGGAUGAGGCCUGGGAUACGCUCCGUAUGGAAGUCGAGACACCGACCUGGAUGCCGUCGCUGCACUCUGCGCCAUUCCCUUCCAGCGUUCUGGAUGAACUCCGCAAUAAGUUUUCGAAGUACCGGACGAGACACGACGCCGAGUGGGUGGAGGCCAAGAAGAUGGAAGAUUACAGGAAGGAAUAUUUUCAAAGCCGGUCUUUGUUGACGCCCAAGGGCGAGUUGAUCGCCAUGAUCCAGGCUAAGAGGAAGGCGCGCCUGGAUGCGCAGAAGGAUGCCAACGGAAACUUCAUCCUUGACGCCGCGACGGUCGGGUUCGUGGAAACAUUCAUGAAGCAGAAGGCUGCCAAGAACGCGUAAUCGUCUGCUGCUCUGAAUCUCUCCCUCUCCCUUGGGUGUCCGAUGGGCGAACGUGUACCUGGGUCUGUUCUGUUUCUUCACACUGUUCUUUUAAAUGGGUGUACACAAUUAUCCUACUGUAGCAUAGAAUCCGACUGUAUAAGAUCAC
Messenger RNA from Aspergillus heteromorphus CBS 117.55, 1331 nucleotides. Its product is annotated as mitochondrial 54S ribosomal protein uL24m. Bases 131 to 1183 code for a protein of 350 amino acids. The record is from RefSeq and is a predicted model, not a curated record. NCBI's taxonomy places the organism in Eukaryota, Fungi, Ascomycota, Eurotiomycetes, Eurotiales, Aspergillaceae. Gene Ontology annotation, cellular component: mitochondrion; ribosome. The transcript has 2 exons. Gene Ontology annotation, molecular function: structural constituent of ribosome; RNA binding. Gene Ontology annotation, biological process: translation.